CUUACAUGGCACAUAAUACACAUAUAUAGUAAAACCUACGUUGUACGUCUUGAGAUAACGUAUGGUUCAACAUGCGUGGAAGCGUGCACAAGGACACGGGCGCAAAUGAACACAUUCCAUGGAACGCUUCAAGGCACGGGACGAAUGGAUUAAUUCUGCGCUGGCGGAUGGUCAAGGGAAGCCAGUGGAAAACGCUGUACAUUUGAUCUCAAGAAAGUGCAGCCUUUUAUUAUCCACAACGAAUGCAUCGCAGAGAGCAUUUCGUUCAGAGAAGGUAUCAUAGAGUAGCAAAUCAUUUUUGGGAGACUGUACGACAACUGUUAGGCUAUUCGAUCUUAUGCCCGCAAGUAUCGAGCUAACUUUCUACAUCAAAUGGAAUCGUUAUUUAAUUGCCUUCGACUGACUCUGUCUCCGUUUGAUGCGCAUGGUUGGCUACAUUUGAAAGAGUUCUGAUGGUGGAUUAGAAUAAUUGGACGGACACUUACUGUUAAAACACGUUUGUGCGUAAUUGAACAGAGGAAUUGAUAACGAAAACAGAUAGUGGCCCUUCUCUGCUUGGGGAGAAUCGGAGCGGGGGACUCGCCGAGGAUUUCAUGUUUGCCACAAUAUUGGUUUAUUCCCCGCAACAUUGAAGUAAACAAGAACAUACAACUUUAAUAUUAAGUUAUAAUUACUCUCAAAUGUCAAUACUCAAAACGCGUCAAAUGUGAAUUAUGUAUGCAAAUAAGGAAGACCUGAAGUUUUCUAUUCCAAAGAGCUUUCAUUGACGUUGACUGCCAUUCUAAUUUCCUUCAAACGCACAUCCUUCACGUGCAGACCUAUUUAAUCAGUUACAAAUGUUAUUUGGUGGCAGUGAGUGGAUACACUUUUGCACAAUAGGAGCAACGUUGAAUUGAAACAUGUAAUCUAGUCCAUCGGCACUGCAUCUAUUUACAAAGGAAACCAUAGGCUAUGUCUAAAUGCGCGUUUAAAGACCCCUAUUCCAAAGCAGUUGCGCAAAUGGCUUCAUUCCCUGACUUGAAGACAUGUCCCCUAUGCAAAGAACUGUGCUGCUCAUCUGCUCCGCUCUCCUCCAACUCGUCCACCUCCUCGUCCUCGUCCCAUGCCUCAACUAGCUCAUCUACCUCAUCCUCCAGAAGGCUCCACGUCCUCCCCUGCCUCCAUGCCUUCUGCAGGCAGUGUCUGGAGGGCCAGCGGAACCCCGGAGACCCCUUGAAACUCCGGUGCCCGACAUGUGACCAAAAGGUUCUAAUGCCCGAAUCAGGAGUAGACGCCUUGCCCUCGUCAAACUUUUUAUUUAGCAACCUGUUGGAUGCCAUGGUAAAUUUGUCUGAGGAGCAAAUUAACAAUACUGUUAGCAGCAGCAGGGGCAACAACUUGUCUCACAGACACAGCAGAAAUCCCCUGUGCAGCUCUUGCGACGAGGGCAACCCUGCUACCUCUCACUGCCGAGACUGCCAGGAGUACCUUUGUAACAACUGUGUAAGGGCACACCAAAGGGUCCGGCUUACCAAAGACCAUUUCAUUGAUAGACUAGUGGAGAGUCUGUUUCACCAGCACCUGGGGAACCUAACCAACAACUGUAACAACACUUCUACUGCCACUCUGAGCCAGUCCUCCUUCCAGUCGAGCUACUCUCUGCUGCCUGUCUUUCAGGACAAGCUGAGUUUCUGCCAGCAGCAUGACAAUGCGGUUCUGUAUUUCUUCUGUGACACGUGCUCUGUGCCCGUCUGUGGGGAGGGCAGUGCGAGUUGUCACUCAGGCCACAGCCUCCGCUACCUCCAGGAUUCCCUUCAGGAUUCCAGGACCCUCACCAUCCAGCUGCUGGCAGAUGCCCAGCAGGGCAGGCACACUGUACAGCUGAGCAUUGAGAAAGCCCAGGCCAUCGCCGAGCAGGUGGAACUGAAGGCCAUGGUGGUCCAGUCAGAGGUCAAAGCCAUCACACAGCGUCAUAAGAAGGCCCUGGAGGAACGAGAGUGUGAGCUGCUGUGGAAAAUUGAGAAAAUCCGUCAGGUGAAAGCCAAGUCCCUCUAUCUCCAGUUAGAGAAGCUGCACCAGAACCUGACCAAGCUGGACAGCACCAUUGUUACAGUAGCCCAGGUCCUGGAGAAGGGCAGUAGUCUGGACCUGCUGCUGGCCAGAGAGAGCAUACUUAUCCAGAUCACAGAGCUUAAGGCCCUCAGGGAGCUGUUACUACCACAGGACGAUGACCACAUCAUGUUCACCGCCCCCGACCAGACCCUGCUACUCGCCAUCCAGUCCCUGGGUCUGGUCAGCUCUGGGGCCUUCGCCCCCCUCACCAAGGCCCAGGGAGAGGGGCUUUGUCGGGGCUUGCAGGGUAAGCAGGCCUCCUUCACUGUGGUGGGGUAUGAUCAUGAUGGAGAGCCCAGGCUGUCUGGGGGGGACGGUGUGUCAGCUGCGGUGAUGGCGCCUGAUGGUAACCUGCUGAACGCUGAGGUGUCCGACCACCAGAACGGAUCGUACACGGUCAGCUACCUGCCCAAGGUAGAGGGAGAACAUCUGGUGUCAGUCCUUAUCUGCAACCGGCACAUCGAAGGCAGCCCCUUUAAAGUGCUGGUAAAGUCUGGCCGCAGCUAUGGAGGUAUCCCCCUGCCGGUGGACUCGUUCGGCAGGGAGGGGGACGGAGACGGGCAGCUGUGUCGCCCCUGGGGGGUGUGUGUGGACAAAGAGGGCUACAUAAUUGUAGCUGACCGGAGCAACAACAGGGUGCAGAUCUUCAAGCCGUGCGGUUCCUUCCACCACAAGUUUGGUACGCUGGGCUCCAGACCAGGCCAGUUGGACCGACCAGCUGGGGUGGCCUGCGACGGCCAGAGGAGAAUCAUCGUGGCCGACAAGGACAAUCACCGCAUCCAGAUCUUCACCUUUGAAGGCCAGUUCCUCCUCAAGUUCGGGGAGAAGGGAACCAAGGCCGGUCAGUUCAGCUACCCCUGGGACGUAGCGGUCAGCUCGGAGGGAAAGAUCCUCGUCUCAGACACCCGGAACCACCGCAUCCAGCUCUUCAGGCAGGACGGCACCUUCCUCAACAAGUACGGCUUCGAAGGGGCUCUAUGGAAACACUUUGACUCCCCCAGGGGCGUGGCCUUCACUCAGGAGGGCCACCUGGUGGUGACAGACUUCAACAACCACCGUCUGCUGAUCAUCCGGUCGGACUGCCAGUCGGCCCGCUUCCUGGGAUCAGAGGGAACCGGUAAUGGUCAGUUCCUGCGGCCGCAGGGCGUAGCAGUGGACCAGGAGGACCGCAUCGUGGUGGCCGACUCCCGGAACCACAGGAUCCAGGUGUUCGAAACCAACGGUAACUUCCUAUGCAAGUUGGGGACUCAGGGUAGCAGCUUUGGACAGAUGGAUCGCCCGUCGGGUAUAGCUGUUACUCCAGACGGAAGGAUUGUUGCCGUGGACUUUGGAAACAACAGAAUCCUUAUGUUCUAGGCUAGGCAGUUUGUCUGCUGGUUUGCAAAGAAAGAAACAUUGAAGAGAAGGAGAUUUUUAAACACACCCAUCAGAUGCAAAUGUCUUUGUGAGCAAAUGGAGCCAGUAAUAUUGAAACUUGACCUUUUCUCUCAGUUAUUACCUCCUAUCUAGCUUGUAAGAGUGGGCUCCCGAGUGGCGCAGCGGUCUAAGGCACUGCAUCUCAGUGCUUGAGGCGUCAUUACA
Coregonus clupeaformis (lake whitefish) is the source of this 3672-nucleotide messenger RNA. RefSeq names its product E3 ubiquitin-protein ligase TRIM71. NCBI's taxonomy places the organism in Eukaryota, Metazoa, Chordata, Actinopteri, Salmoniformes, Salmonidae. The coding region runs from base 952 to 3447 and encodes 831 amino acids. Gene Ontology annotation, biological process: proteasome-mediated ubiquitin-dependent protein catabolic process; protein polyubiquitination. The record is from RefSeq and is a predicted model, not a curated record. Gene Ontology annotation, molecular function: ubiquitin protein ligase activity; zinc ion binding; protein binding. The transcript has 4 exons.